UGUCUUUACCCCGGAGUUGGACUGUUCAAACUGCUCAGUGCUAUGGAGUGACUUUCCAGUGGAAUAUGCAUUAAGGACUACCACCUCCCUAAUUUGUUAAUCUAUGUGAGGACCGUUACGUUUAUCUGCAGUAUUUUUUGGGAACGCUUAAAAUAUUUACAAGAUGCCACGCUCAUUCCUUGUAAAGAAACACUUCAACUCAUCUAAGAAGCCGAAUUACAGUGAACUUGAAGGUCCAACAGUAUUUAUUUCACCAUGCCUUUACAAAAGUCAUCCAAUGCCGCUCAUCCCUCAACCGGAGAUCCUUAGCUCUGUGGCAUAUAACCCUAUCACGGUAUGGACUACGAGCAAUUUGCCACUCUCUCCGCUCCCAAGUGACCUAUCGCCUGUGUCAGGAUACCCAUCCUCGCUCUCAGACACGUCCUCCAAAGACCACAGCGGUUCGGAGAGCCCCAGAAGCGAUGACGAUGAUCGCAUGCUCACUAAGCUCACGGACCCUCUCGCCGUGGAGGCUGAAAAGUUUCAAUGCAGUUUGUGUAGCAAGUCGUACUCCACGUACUCCGGGUUGAUGAAGCACAAGCAACUACACUGCGACGCUCAAACGAGGAAAUCUUUUAGCUGUAAAUAUUGCGAGAAGGAGUACGUCAGUCUUGGAGCUUUAAAGAUGCACAUCAGAACUCAUACGCUGCCUUGUGUCUGCAAGAUAUGUGGGAAAGCUUUCUCUAGACCAUGGUUGCUUCAGGGGCAUAUUCGAACACAUACAGGCGAGAAGCCCUUUUCCUGCCCACACUGUAGCAGGGCCUUCGCCGACAGGUCCAACCUCAGGGCUCACCUCCAGACCCACUCGGAUGUGAAAAAAUACCAGUGCAAAAACUGUUCCAAAACCUUCUCCAGAAUGUCUCUUCUGCACAAGCAUGAGGAAUCUGGCUGUUGUGUAGCACACUGAGCUGGACUACUGCCCCACCAAAGCCUUCAAUGCCAGAUUUCAGUGUCACUGUCAAGUCUCAAAGGUGAUCUGGAGGCCUUAUUGAACACUGCAUACGUAUGCUUAUGCUGAAAUAUUUUGUUGUUGUUGUUGUUGUUGUUGCUUCAGAAUGUCUGCUACAAUUCAGUGUAACGGAACUGGAGUUUACACUUGCGAUAUCAAGUGUCUUUUCACAUGCUUUCAUCUGAACAGUAUUCUUGCUGUGGCAAUCAGUGUUGGGCUUCUGCCUCCAGUAUACUGUAAAUGAACUCUUGGUAGGCUGAGAGGGUUUUGUAAUGUAAGCCCUGACUAAAUGUUUUAUUCCAAAGCCAAGCUGCCUUAUGGGAUAGGUUUCUGGUGUGGUCACCAUUGUAUUUAAUUGAGAAAACAUUCCACAUGGUUUAUGGUUUAACAAAUGAAAGAACUGGUGCCUUUUGUUAGGAAUAGCUGAAGCCAUUACUACAUUGGGAAGAAGUGCUACAUUUCCUGUUGUACUUCAAGUAUUUCAUCUGUUGCACAAUAGUGAGACAACAGCUGUUUACCAGCACUCAAAUUGCAAUACUUUUUGAUAAGUGCCUUACAAUGAUUUGGUGUUUCUUAUGUUUUUAUAAACAUUUUUUGCUAUUGUAUUUUAUAAAUAUAUAUAUUGAAUGUAUGUGUGACUGAAGUGAUUGUAUCUUGAUGGUGUGCAUUUUUUAAAAGAAUGAAUGAAUGAAUGAAUGAAUGUCAGAACUGUUCUUUUUUUACACUUUUUAAAUAAAAUGAAAGAAUGUCCUUGAA
Alosa sapidissima (American shad) is the source of this 1744-nucleotide messenger RNA. RefSeq names its product snail family zinc finger 2 (gene snai2). Gene Ontology annotation, molecular function: DNA-binding transcription factor activity, RNA polymerase II-specific; RNA polymerase II cis-regulatory region sequence-specific DNA binding. The transcript is spliced from 3 exons. The record is from RefSeq and is a predicted model, not a curated record. Lineage: Eukaryota; Metazoa; Chordata; Actinopteri; Clupeiformes; Clupeidae. Gene Ontology annotation, biological process: regulation of DNA-templated transcription. Bases 164 to 946 code for a protein of 260 amino acids.